Molecule: messenger RNA, 1501 nt
Organism: Glycine soja
Lineage: Eukaryota; Viridiplantae; Streptophyta; Magnoliopsida; Fabales; Fabaceae
Product: probable inactive patatin-like protein 9
Exons: 2
Coding region: 174-1316 (380 amino acids)
Biological process (GO): lipid metabolic process
Source: RefSeq, a predicted model, not a curated record
CAGUUAAGUUAAGCCAUUUAUUCCUCUCAGCACCAAAGCGUGACACUAUUUGCUUUCUUACCUUCCAUUCUUUCAUUCUCUCUCUUGCAUUACAGCGACACUGUUCAAAUCUCUUUUCUUUCUAAAAAUUAAAAGCAAAGAAUUUACGUAAGAGACUGAGAUUGAGUGAGUGAAUGGAGUUUAGUAACCUCACUCUGGAGAUCUUCUCCAAACUGGAGCAAAAAUGGCUCUCACAUUGUAAAGCCACCAACAAAACUCGCAUUCUCAGCAUUGACGGCGGAGGAACCACCGCCAUUGUCGCCGGCGAAGCUCUCAUCUACCUCGAGGAUCAGAUCCGUGUUCACACCUCCGAUCCUCACGCUCAGGUAGCCGAUUUCUUCGACAUCGUCGCCGGCACCGGCAUUGGCGCCAUCCUUGCCGCCAUGAUCACCGCCGGCGACACCUUUGGUAGGCCGCUCUACACCGCCAGGGAAGCCGUCCGUCUCGUCUCGGAAAGAAACUCUGAACUCUACAAGCUCAAAUCCGGCGGAAUCUUCCGCCGGCGCCGGAGAUUCUCCUCCAGGAGCAUGGACAACGCGUUGAAGCAAGUGUUCCAGAGAAAGGAGGAGGACGGACGGUUGUUGACCUUGAAGGACACGUGUAAACCGCUCCUUAUUCCUUGCUUCGACCUCAAGAGUUCCGCGCCGUUCGUGUUUUCGCGCGCCGACGCGUCCGAGUCUCCGAGCUUCGACUUCGAGCUCUGGAAGGUGUGCCGUGCCACGUCAGCGACGCCGAGCCACUUCAAGCCGUUCGACUUCGCUUCCGUCGACGGCAAGACCUCGUGCUCCGCCGUCGACGGCGGCCUAGUCAUGAACAACCCUACUGCGGCGGCCGUCACGCACGUCCUCCAUAACAAGCGCGAUUUCCCGUCGGUGAACGGCGUGGAGGAUCUGCUCGUCCUUUCCUUGGGGAACGGAUCGUCGAACGCAAAAGCGUGCGAGACUCGCACGUGCUCAACGCCGUCGGUGGUUGACAUUGUGCUCGACGGUGUUUCCGAGACCAUUGACCAGAUGUUAGGGAACGCCUUCUGCUGGAACCGUACGGACUACGUCAGAAUCCAGGCUUUCGGUUUGGAAAGUGAAGCAAUGAAGAAGGAAGAGGUUCUCAAAGAGAGGGGACUCGAGUCGUUACCGUUUGGCGGGAAGCGGUUACUCACAGAGACUAACGGAAACAGAAUAGAUAGCUUCGUGCGACGUCUUGUUGCUACCGGAAAACCAAGCCCGCCGUCAAGUCCCUGCAAGGAUUCCGCCGUCAACCCUCUCGCUAACGGUCGCUAGUUUUUUUAUUUUACUUAAUAUUUUAGCUUCUUUUUUUUUUUUUUUAGAUUUUAACGGUGUAAAGUGUAACUAGUGUUUUUACCUAGUUAUGCCAGCUGUCGUAGUUAAUAGCAUUUAAUAAUUUACCACUGCUACCUGGUGUAUUUACUCAUUGCCUUCUUUUACAAUUUUCCUCAAUUCAUUUU